Messenger RNA from Strongylocentrotus purpuratus (purple sea urchin), 2097 nucleotides. RefSeq names its product galactosylceramide sulfotransferase. Gene Ontology annotation, cellular component: membrane. Gene Ontology annotation, biological process: glycolipid biosynthetic process. NCBI's taxonomy places the organism in Eukaryota, Metazoa, Echinodermata, Echinoidea, Camarodonta, Strongylocentrotidae. Gene Ontology annotation, molecular function: galactosylceramide sulfotransferase activity. The transcript is spliced from 3 exons. Bases 443 to 1726 code for a protein of 427 amino acids. The record is from RefSeq and is a predicted model, not a curated record.
UGUCAAGCUGGCAGAUUUAACAAACCCACAAUCCAUUAACUGUCCAUGUAAUACGACUGGUUAUAAUAAUAGUAUCUACUGCAGUCCCAGCCAUCUAUUUCCGCGUAGGGUCAAAUUUUGGGGUGAUAUAUUACGACGUCUCACAGGAAAUAUAUGUUCUACACGAUACGGACUGUUGUAUCAUGUCGUCGGUUACUUGUGAGGACAUUCAUCUGCCCUACAACUAUUAGGUAUUUUCAAGUGAAUGUUCACAUUUGUAUGUAUGUGGUAUUGAGAAGCCGAACUUCGAUCAACAACAAGAACUAGCUUGGGUCUUUGGUGAUUUACACAAAUAAGUUCAUCUACUUGACAUCUUCGUAGUCCCCCACCAUCACGACGUCAGAGGCUUCCAUCCCAGUACUUGAACGCCACCCUUGACGAAGUCAACGAUGACCACGGCCUGAUGUACUUUACGAUGCUGCUCUUGUCUCGGACUCGCCCGACCUUCGUCCUCUUCAUCAUCGCAAUCAUCUUCGUCAUUGUCUCGCUUUUGGCGCUGCUCUCGAUACCGCCUGUCGGUACUCGCAAAGUCAGCAAAGGUCCUGUUCAACAGAGACUGUUUCAAGCCAUUCGAGACAAACCCUCAGCGUACACCCAGACACACAUCCUCAGAAAGAGCUCAGAACCAAGCAACAUUAACUGCGUACCACACAAAAAAUUGGUCUUCCUGAAGACCCACAAGACUGGGUCAACCACCUUAGCAUCAAUCAUCCAGCGGUAUGGCUACCUAAACAACCUGACCUUUCUGGUGCCACAUCGGAACCACUUCCUCAACUACCAGAAAAUCUUCAACGCGGACAAGAUCAACUUGACCGAGGUGAAGGACACAGGGGAAGGUCCCUGGACAUUUCGGAAAGGCUACGAUAUUCUAACCAACCACGCUCGGUAUAACCGGACAUCCAUGGACAGGGUCUUUCAUGAUGUGAGGUACGUCACCAUACUCCGAGAACCCUCCGCGCAGUUCGAAUCCGCAUUCUACUAUUUCGAGAUCUGGCGGUCAAUCCCACGGUCUCGCGAACCGCUCAAGCUCUUCAUGGAAGAUCCCGAGUUGCACUUCAAGAACGUGAUGCGAACAAGGCAGUACUACAAAAGCAGCAUGCACAAUCAACACCUGUACGACUUCGGGAUGUCACAUGACGAUAUGAACGAUGACGACAAGGUAAAGAGGAAAAUCCGCGAGAUCGAUGCCGAUUUCGAUCUUGUUAUGAUCACCGAGUACUUCGACGAGUCUCUACUUCUCCUUCGUAAGCUCCUCUGCUGGAGCAUGGACGAUAUUUUGUAUCUAGCCAAAGGCACGCGUACCCCGGAUUACCACGUCGAAAUUGGUCCAGACCUCCGCAACAAAAUUCAAGCUUGGAACAAAGCAGACGUUUCCCUCUACGCGCAUUUUAAUCACACGUUUUGGCGGAAAGUGAGACAGUACGGAUCCGAUUUCGAGAAAGAUCUUGCAGAGUUCAGAGAUAGACUUGCUGACACGCACGACACAUGUUGCAAUAAUACUCGUCAGAAUUCAAAAGACAGGAGAGUGGUGCUCUUUUCUCUAAAGAAUAACCCUUCCACUUGGUGUCGACACGUUGCGAGAGGGGAUGUAGACUUUACCAAUCUUAUCAGGGAACGUAUGUUGCAACAUGGCAUACCGACAUAUGAUAAUCGGGAAUCCCACAAAAGAAAAAAAAUAAACUCUUGAAUUGAGGAGAAGGUUAAGACAUCAACAUUAUUUUGUGAGCUGUCUUUUUAUCAUCAGUUUGGGUGUAUAUAGUAUUAGAAAUAUUCCCUAAAAAGAUUGGUGUCCAAUUACUUCUCAUUCAAAAUAUGAUGAGAAAUAGCUCAAAAUUAUGACCAAACUGUGAUGCCUGAUGUGUAUUGCACAUUUGCACCAUAUACCCAUUUCUAUAUAUAUAUAUAUAAUAUUAUUUUUCAUAAAAAGAGAUAAAACAUUGGUUAUUUAGUCUUGUUCAAAGUUAAAAGGUAUUUUGACAAAUGUGUGGAUAGUGAUUCUUUACAAUUUUGAUAUAUUUGGAUGCCCCUGUGGAUGUAUUAAAAACAUAAGAAUAUUUA